AUGGCGAGCCUCGCCGCGCUCGCCCUCAGCCUGCUCCUGCGGCUGCAGCUGCCGCCGCUGCCCGGCGCCUGGGCACAGAGCGCCGCAGGUGGCUGUUCCUUUGAUGAGCACUACGGCAACUGUGGUUAUAGCGUGGCCCUGGGGACCAAUGGGUUUACGUGGGAGCAGAUUAACACGUGGGAAAAACCAAUGCUGGACCCAGCGGUGCCCACAGGAUCCUUCAUGUUGGUGAACAGCUCUGGGAGGGCCUCUGGCCAGAAGGCCCACCUUCUCCUGCCGACCCUGAAGGAGAAUGACACCCACUGUAUCGAUUUCCAUUACUACUUCUCCAGCCGCGACAGGUCCAGCCCGGGAGCCUUGAAUGUCUAUGUGAAGGUGAACGGCGGGCCCCAGGGGAACCCUGUCUGGAACGUGUCUGGGGUCGUCACCGAGGGCUGGGUGAAAGCAGAGCUUGCUAUCAGCACCUUCUGGCCACAUUUCUACCAGGUGAUAUUUGAAUCCGUCUCUUUGAAGGGUCAUCCUGGCUACAUCGCUGUGGACGAGGUCCGGGUCCUUGCUCAUCCAUGCAGAAAAGCACCUCACUUUCUGCGGCUCCAAAAUGUCGAGGUGAAUGUGGGGCAGAAUGCCACAUUUCAGUGCAUCGCUGGUGGGAAGUGGUCUCAGCAUGACAAACUUUGGCUCCAGCAAUGGAACGGCAGGGACACAGCCCUCAUGGUCACUCGCGUGGUCAACCACAGACGCUUCUCAGCCACGGUCAGUGUGGCCGACACCGCCCAUCGGAGUGUGAGCAAGUACCGCUGUGUGAUCCGUUCUGACGGCGGUUCCGGUGUGUCCAACUAUGCUGAGCUGAUUGUGAAAGAGCCUCCCACACCCAUCGCCCCCCCAGAGCUGCUGGCCGUAGGGGCCACAUACCUGUGGAUCAAGCCAAAUGCCAAUUCUAUCAUCGGCGAUGGCCCCAUCAUCCUGAAGGAGGUGGAAUAUCGCACCACCACGGGCACCUGGGCCGAGACCCACAUAGUUGACUCUCCCAACUAUAAGCUGUGGCAUCUGGACCCUGACGUGGAGUAUGAGAUCCGGGUGCUGCUCACACGACCAGGGGAGGGAGGCACGGGACCACCAGGGCCUCCCCUCACCACCAGAACCAAAUGUGCAGACCCCGUGCACGGCCCGCAGAAUGUGGAGAUUGUGGACAUCCGCGCUCGGCAGCUGACCCUGCAGUGGGAACCGUUCGGCUACGCGGUGACCCGCUGUCACAGCUACAAUCUCACCGUGCAUUACCAGUACGUGUUCAACCAGCAGCAGUACGAGGCCGAAGAGGUCAUUCAGACCUCUUCCCACUACACCCUGCGGGGCCUGCGCCCCUUCAUGACCAUCCGGCUGCGGCUGCUGCUGUCUAACCCCGAGGGCCGGAUGGAGAGCGAGGAGCUGGUGGUGCAAACAGAGGAGGACGUUCCAGGAGCUGUUCCCCUAGAAUCCAUUCAAGGAGGGCCCUUUGAGGAGAAGAUCUACAUCCAGUGGAAACCUCCCAAUGAGACUAAUGGAGUCAUCACACUCUAUGAGAUCAACUACAAGGCUGUUGGCUCACUGGACCCGAGUGCUGACCUCUCCAGCCAGCGGGGGAAAGUCUUCAAGCUCCGGAAUGAAACCCACCACCUCUUUGUGGGUCUGUACCCGGGGACCACCUACUCCUUCACCAUCAAGGCCAGCACAGCAAAGGGCUUCGGGCCCCCUGUCACCACUAGGAUUGCCACCAAAAUUUCAGCUCCAUCGAUGCCUGAAUAUGACACAGACACCCCACUGAAUGAGACAGACACGACCAUCACAGUGAUGCUGAAGCCCGCUCAGUCACGGGGAGCCCCUGUCAGUGUCCCCUUGCAUUACUGCAAGCCUGCAGAUCAGCAAGGCGACCUCAUCAGCUGGCAUCCAACCGUGCGGCUCCCAGCAGGUAUAGAGGACACUGUGUUCGCCUCUCAGCAGUCGAGCGCUUGCCUUGCCGUUCUCCGUGCCGACCUUGUCUUCUCUACCUGGCCGGAGACCAAAAUCAACUGCGUUCGCCUGGCUACAAAAGCACCAAUGGGCAGCGCCCAGGUGACCCCGGGGACUCCACUCUGCCUCCUCACCACAGGUGCCUCCACUCAGAAUUCUAACACUGUGGAGCCGGAGAAGCAGGUGGACAAUACCGUGAAGAUGGCCGGUGUGAUUGCUGGCCUCCUCAUGUUCAUCAUCAUUCUCCUGGGCGUCAUGCUCACCAUCAAAAGGAGAAGAAAUGCUUAUUCCUACUCCUAUUACUUGAAGCUGGCCAAGAAGCAGAAGGAGACACAGAGUGGAGCCCAGAGGGAGAUGGGGCCUGUGGCCUCAGCCGACAAACCUACCACCAAACUCAGCACCAGCCGCAAUGAUGAAGGCUUCUCCUCUAGCUCUCAGGACGUUAAUGGAUUCACAGAUGGCAGCCGUGGGGAGCUGUCCCAGCCUACGCUCACAAUCCAGACUCACCCCUACCGGGCUUGCGACCCCGUGGAGAUGAGCUAUCCCCGGGACCAGUUCCAGCCCGCCAUCCGGGUGGCUGACCUGCUACAGCACAUCACCCAGAUGAAGAGAGGCCAGGGCUACGGGUUCAAGGAGGAAUAUGAGGCCUUACCAGAGGGGCAGACAGCUUCGUGGGACACAGCCAAAGAGGAUGAAAACCGCAAUAAGAAUCGAUACGGAAACAUCAUAUCCUACGACCAUUCCCGGGUGAGGCUGCUGGUGCUGGACGGAGACCCGCAUUCUGACUACAUCAACGCCAACUACAUUGAUGGAUACCAUCGACCUCGGCACUACAUUGCAACUCAGGGUCCGAUGCAGGAGACCGUCAAGGACUUUUGGAGAAUGAUCUGGCAGGAGAACUCGGCCAGCAUCGUCAUGGUCACGAACCUCGUGGAAGUGGGCAGGGUGAAGUGUGUGCGAUACUGGCCGGAUGACACGGAGGUCUACGGGGACAUUAAAGUCAGCCUGAUUGAGACAGAGCCCCUGGCGGAGUACGUCAUACGCACCUUCACCGUCCAGAAGAAAGGCUACCACGAGAUCCGGGAGCUCCGCCUCUUCCACUUCACCAGCUGGCCCGACCAUGGCGUCCCCUGCUAUGCCACCGGCCUCCUGGGCUUUGUGCGCCAGGUCAAGUUCCUGAACCCCCCCGAGGCCGGGCCCAUUGUGGUCCACUGCAGUGCGGGAGCCGGAAGGACCGGCUGCUUCAUCGCCAUCGACACCAUGCUCGACAUGGCCGAGAACGAAGGGGUAGUGGACAUAUUCAACUGUGUGCGUGAGCUCCGGGCCCAGAGGGUCAACCUGGUGCAGACAGAGGAGCAAUAUGUGUUCGUGCACGACGCCAUCCUGGAAGCAUGCCUCUGCGGCAACACAGCCAUCCCCGUGUGUGAGUUCCGCUCUCUCUACUACAACAUCAGCAGGCUGGACCCCCAGACCAACUCCAGCCAGAUCAAAGACGAAUUUCAGACCCUCAACAUCGUGACUCCCCGAGUCCGGCCCGAGGACUGCAGCAUUGGGCUUCUGCCCCGGAAUCACGAUAAGAACCGGAGCAUGGAUGUCCUGCCUCUAGACCGCUGCCUGCCCUUCCUUAUCUCGGUGGAUGGGGAACCCAGCAACUACGUCAAUGCCGCUCUGAUGGACAGCCACAAGCAGCCUGCUGCCUUCGUGGUCACCCAGCACCCUCUACCCAACACCGUGGCAGACUUCUGGAGGCUGGUGUUCGACUACAACUGCUCCUCCGUGGUGAUGCUGAAUGAGAUGGACACUGCCCAGCUCUGUAUGCAGUACUGGCCUGAGAAGACUGCAGGGUGCUACGGGCCCAUCCAGGUGGAGUUCGUGUCUGCAGACAUCGACGAGGACAUCAUCCACAGAAUAUUCCGCAUCUGUAACAUGGCCCGGCCUCAGGAUGGGUAUCGUAUAGUCCAGCACCUCCAGUACAUUGGCUGGCCCGCCUACCGGGACACACCCCCCUCCAAGCGCUCUCUGCUCAAAGUGGUCCGACGGCUGGAGAAGUGGCAGGAGCAGUACGACGGGAGGGAGGGGCGCACCGUGGUCCACUGCCUAAAUGGGGGCGGCCGCAGUGGGACCUUCUGUGCCAUCUGCAGUGUGUGUGAAAUGAUCCAGCAGCAAAACAUCAUUGACGUGUUCCACAUUGUGAAAACGCUGCGUAACAACAAAUCCAACAUGGUGGAGACCCUGGAACAGUAUAAAUUUGUAUACGAGGCGGCACUAGAAUAUUUAAGCUCCUUUUAG
Molecule: messenger RNA, 4275 nt
Organism: Callorhinus ursinus (northern fur seal)
Lineage: Eukaryota; Metazoa; Chordata; Mammalia; Carnivora; Otariidae
Source: RefSeq, a predicted model, not a curated record